Molecule: messenger RNA, 1416 nt
Organism: Mesocestoides corti
Lineage: Eukaryota; Metazoa; Platyhelminthes; Cestoda; Cyclophyllidea; Mesocestoididae
Source: the annotation of a GenBank genome assembly
AUGGAUAAGUUAAAUAAGCUUGUAGAAAGACUUGAAAAUAUUGCUGAUCGUCUGGAAACAGCAACAAUUCGCGACAAAUCUGUCAAAUCUACAACAAAUAAGCUAAAUAGCUCUGCGCUUGUCAACUCUUCAAGCAUGACUUCUUUUGACAAUAUCACCAACAGCUCUCUUCAAAAUUUGUUGUCCCUUAGUCAGAAAAUCGGCGAAGAUGUCAAAUCUCAAUGUGAUUUACUCAUCGCAGCUUUCAAGGCUGAAUCAGAGUUCAUUACUCGGGCACAUAAUAUGGCCAAACCAGCUGAUUCACAGUUUCCAGUCGUUCUUAAACCAUGUUCUGAAGCUAUCCAAAAGGUUACCGAGUUUAAAGACUCAAAUCGCAAGAGCCCCAACUUUAACCACUUAGCUGCGAUAGCUGAGUCGGUCGGUGCUCUUGGAUGGGUUGCCUCGCUGGACUCACCCUCUACAUAUAUAAAUGAAAUGAUUGAAUCUGGUAAAUUUUACUCAAACAGAAUUCUGAAAGAGUACAAGAACAAAGAUUCGAAUCAUGUUGAAUGGGUAAAUGCCUUGAUGGAGGUGUGGAAUCAAUUGAAAUCCUUCGUUUCCGCUAAUUACCCUGCUGGUCUGACUUGGGGCAGUGGUGGAGGCAGUGCGGCUGCCAGCUCUGCUCCGCCGCCGCCGCCGCCACCACCACCACCACCGGCUCCCGCACCUUCUUCCGGCGUAAGUUAUGUCUCAGUUCAGUUCUUUCGAGCCACGGCGGCUAGCACGGAUGCUUUGUUUGCCGACAUUAACCGUGGCGACGCGGUUACCAAGGGUCUUCGCAAGGUUACCGACGACAUGAAAACCCAUAAAAACCCCGAACUCCGCUCCGCUGUUGCCCCAGCAACCUCAAAGCCGAAGGCCCCUGCGAUUCCCGCUCGACCUGAUCAGCGAAAACCGACGCAGCCGAAUCCAAAGCUGGAGUUUGCUGGCAAUAAGUGGUUUGUGGAAAACUACGUUGGCAAUCGCGAAAUCAUUAUUGAAGCCAAGGAGAAGAAGGAGACGGUGUAUAUCUUCAAAUGCGUCGACAGCGUCGUCCAGGUCAAGGGGAAGGUUAACUCCAUCGUUUUGGAUAGUUGUAAGAAGACGUCGCUUCUCUUCGACACAGUUAUUUCGUCUGUCGAUAUUGUUAACUGCGCAAGUGCUCAAGUCCAGGUAACGGGAUUCAUGCCAACCAUAAACAUUGACAAGACAGACGGCUGCCAGGUGUAUCUAAGCGAGGAGUCUAAGGGUGUCGACAUUAUCACUGCCAAAUCGUCCGAGAUGAACAUCCUUAUACCCAAAGACAACGGAGAAUUCGUUGAAUAUCCAAUCCCGGAGCAAUUUAAGACCAAAUUCGUUGUGGACCAUCUCGAGACGAAGACCAACGACCUGGCCUGA